UGACGCAAUACGUAGUACACUUGCCUGAACGCGGAAGUGAGCGGCGGCGGCGGCAGAAAAAAGCGAGGCGACUUGUUUGGACUUGUUGGCCGGUUAAAAAAAAAAAGCCUUCAUUAUUCUCAGAGCUAAUGGCAAACGGACGCGUUGAAAUUCAUGACCCUUUGGCCAACCUCAACGACCUCAGCCGGCCAGACGCAGACAACCUGCAAGACACGCUGGAGUUUCGGCUCCUGAUGGCGUACACCAAGAGGAGACGGCGGCGGUGGGAGAAGAAGAGCCAGACGUCCGUCGAGGACGGGGCUCCGGACUCGACUCGCACGUGUUUGCUGCCGGCCGAGAGCCAAGAAGAAGCGCCGCCGCCAAAGACCAAGAAGAAAAAAAAGUGGAAGCGCCUGCCGAACAUUUUGAUGUGCAUCAAGCCACAGCCGGAAAAAUGUCACCAUGAGGCCCAAGGCGAAAAUGCAGUUGUGGAACGCUUCGGAGGUUUUCGAAGCGUUUCUCCAGUGGAGUUGAACGAAGAGAUGGACGAGGAGAUGGACGAGGUAGCCAGCAGGCUGACGGAGAUUGCCGACGAAAUCCCUUUAUCGCCGCCGGAAUAUGAGAGCGAUGGGCCCGAUGACGACCCCGACGUGGAGAAGCUGAUCGGUAUCCUGCUGAGGGAGUGCGGAGACAAUUAUGACGAGGAGGUGACCAAGGGCUUGAAGGAGGCUCUAAGCUCCACGCAGCUUUUGUGGAGCAACGGCUUCUUUGACAAGUUGAUGACGACGCUGCUGAAGAAGAUGGGACUCUUCAACGCCGACCCCGAAGCGCCGGGACCGCAGACCUCGCCCAAGACCCAAAUGGCGGUCACGUGCGAGGUGACGAGUCGACUGUCGGCCGCGGACACGCUGCCGGUGGGCCGGCUGCUGGGCUACGGCGCCACCUACCUGCAGAAUCACUUCUCCUCCUGGGCCAAGCAGCAAGGCGGUUACGAGGCGGCGUUCGACGAGGACGACGACGAGGAAGACGACGUCCAGUGAUAGCCGCCGCCGCCGUCUUUGCCCGGUCCACCUGAUUCGGUGCAGUUGCUCGUACUUGAUAGCCAAGGACUUUACUUGACUUGAAUUAUUUUCUAGUGAUUCUUAUCUCGUCUGCGUUGCACAACUGUCAUCUAACAUUUGCAAAAUUGGGCUUCUGCUGACAUUUCAGGAGGAACCGAAAAUGCACAAACACUUGUGAAUCUUUUGGGGCACACAGGUGAUGAAAUGAGAGGAGGAAAACCAAAUUGUCAGCGUGGUGGUGACUGGACUAGGAUAGAUGAUUGUAUUUUCAACGAGUGUACACUGAGCUUUGAAAAACAGGAAUAAAAAUGAAAGUCAAUUCAAA
Molecule: messenger RNA, 1365 nt
Organism: Syngnathus acus (greater pipefish)
Lineage: Eukaryota; Metazoa; Chordata; Actinopteri; Syngnathiformes; Syngnathidae
Product: apoptosis facilitator Bcl-2-like protein 14
Exons: 7
Coding region: 129-1019 (296 amino acids)
Source: RefSeq, a predicted model, not a curated record